AUAUGAAAUUUUUGUACGUAUUUAAGUUUAAUUUUUUUUAUUAAUUUAUAAAAUGAGUAAUAAGUGUAAAAGUUGGGUGUGGCUAUACGCUAAACGUGAAGGCGACAAAGCGUAUUGUGAUUUGUGUAGUGAAAAUGAAAAUAAUGAAUUUUGCUGUAUUGGCGGAACAACAGGUUCUUUGGGUAGACAUUUGAAAACUAUUCAUGGUAUAAAACCACUCACGACUGCAUCACGGAGGGUUACUUCUGGUCAUGAACUGGAUAAUGCCGAUACCUUAACCAGUUCAACUACGACUGCAAGUUCUUCAGAAACACAUAGUUUGGAAAUUGAUAUACCAAUACCUAGGAAACGUCGACGAACUUAUAGGAAUCGGGAGGACGAUCGAAUUUGCAGCUCCGAAAAAACAGAGCAGAUACAUCAAGCAUUAGCAAAAAUGAUAGCCGUGAAUCAAAUGCCGCUAUCUUUUUGUUCAAGUGAAGGUUUUAAACAGUUUAUGACAGUUGUCGAACCUAACUACAAAAUAUGCAAGGAAGGAGCAAUAAAAUCAAGAUUGAAAGCAUUAAAAUCAUCGGUAAAAGAUAUAAUACAAAAAAACUUGAAGGAUUCUAUAAGUAUAGCAUGUACAUCUGACUGUUGGUCAUCGUUAUCUCAACAAAGCUAUAUAACAGUUAGUGCUCAUAUAAUUGAUGAUCAAUGGUGCCCAAAGUCGUAUACACUUACAACACAUGAAAUGGAGGAAUCUCAUAGUGCUGCAAACCUUGCUCACCAAUUAAAGGAUACAUUUGAUAAAUGGGAAAUUGAAAGUAAAAUUAUGGCUGUUGUCACGGAUAAUGCAAGAAAUAUAAUAAAUGCUGUGAAUACAUUAACAAAUAUAUCCGAGACAUAUGAUUUAACGUGUGCUGCUCAUAGUAUUCAACUUGCGGUUAAUAAUGGAUUAAAACAAGAUGGUAUUGAUACACUGAUCCAAUUAAGUAGUAAAAUGGUAGGUCAUUUUAAACAUUCUAAUUUGGCUAAACAUGCUUUAAUAAAAAUUCAAGAGCAGCUAGGAUUAAACCAACUAAGUCUCAUACAAAGUUGUAAAACAAGAUGGGAUUCUGUUUAUAUGAUGUUAGAUCGUCUUUAUACAAAUAGAUGCGCUGUAACAAAUGUUUUAGCUGACCGUAAUAUAACUAAUGUUGCAAUUGCAAAAAAGUUGGAAAUUUCCGAAAGUGACUGGACAAAAAUGGAAACUGUAGUAGCUUUGUUAAAACCAUUACAAGUUGUAACAACAAUUUUUUGUGGCGAAACACAUUCCCCAGUAUCAAUGGUUAGACCUCUUAUCUCAAAAGUGAUUGAAAAACACUUGAAAAUUAAUGAAUAUGAUAGUGAAGUUAUUAUCAGUUUUAAACAGACAGUAGUGUCACAACUUAAAGAACGUUUUAAGCUUAAUAAUUUAACAAACAUCAUAUCUUCAAGACAAAUAGCAUCAUUUUUAGACCCAAGAUAUAAAGAUUUGGAACAUGAGGAAAUCGAAAUAAGAGAAAAUAUCCGUUCUAAAGUACAAAAUGUUCUGGUUGAAAUGAAUACUUCGGAAAAUAGAGUGGAUAUUGAAGUUCGUAUUCAAAAAAAGAAAGGAUCACACGAAAAAAAAUAUCCUUUGGUAGCAAAGGUAGCAAAGAAAUUUUUGUCAAUACCAGCCACAUCAGUAAGCUCAGAAAGAUGUUUUUCAACUGCCGGGAAUGUGGUUACCCCCAAAAGAAACUGUUUGGCACCAGAAAAUGUCAAUAUAACAGAAACUACUAUAGGAAAUGAAUUUAAAAAUAAAUUAAUUGAUGUAGUUGGUAGACGUUUGGGUGCUAAAAAUGACAACACCGAAAUAACAGAAUCAGAUACUACACAAUCUACAUCGAGUGCUAAUAUUUAUUCUGUAUGGAAACAUUUUGACGAUAAAAUUUCACAAGUCAAAAUUACGUCAAAUCCAAAUGCUACUGCUUCUAUAAUGAUACGCCAGUAUUUAGAAAUUCCACCUUUAGAUAGGAAAAAAAAUCCUUUAGAAUUUUGGAAGCAAUAUGAAAUUACGUUUCCAAAAUUAUAUGAAAUGCAACGGAAGUAUUUAAGUAUUCCGGCUACAUCCGUUCCAUCAGAGCGUGUUUUUUCGAAAACGGGACAAAUUACUAAUGAACCUAAAGAAGAUGUACAAUUACAAGACAAUCUUAGUUUUAAAGAUAUCGAUGACAACAACAUAUCAGUUUCCUCAGAAAUUGAAGAGUAUAUUGAAGAGGUUAAAGAAAUUGAAAAUUCUAGUACCAUUGAAAGAAAAAACAUAUUAAAUAGAAGUAACUUAACAAUAUUACCAAAAGACUCCAAACCCUAUAACUUUAAUGGUAGCGUAGAAACGAAUGAGAUAGAAGUAGCAAGAUAUGAAUCAUUACCAAAAGGCUCCAAAGAGCGAAAAUUUGAAGCGGACACCUUAAGGAAGAAAGGAAAUUUUUUAAAUAAUGUUGAAGGAAAUAAAGUAAAACCAGUUCGUCGCCCUAAUGAAUUAAAAGAAAUCCCUUGUGCUAACAAUUAUUUGCCAUAUACUGAUAAUGAUUUAGUAAACAAUGUAUUUUCGAGAAUGGCUACAGAUGAGAUAUCAUUAGUUGCAAAAACAGAUGAUCUUAUUAAACAAUUUUGGUUCAAGGUAUCUAAAAUCACAUAA
Molecule: messenger RNA, 2680 nt
Organism: Rhopalosiphum padi (bird cherry-oat aphid)
Lineage: Eukaryota; Metazoa; Arthropoda; Insecta; Hemiptera; Aphididae
Product: E3 SUMO-protein ligase ZBED1-like
Exons: 8
Coding region: 53-2680 (875 amino acids)
Molecular function (GO): protein dimerization activity
Source: RefSeq, a predicted model, not a curated record